Molecule: messenger RNA, 457 nt
Organism: Nicrophorus vespilloides
Lineage: Eukaryota; Metazoa; Arthropoda; Insecta; Coleoptera; Silphidae
Exons: 3
Source: RefSeq, a predicted model, not a curated record
GAUACAAUGCGUACAUCUCGUUUCCUUUGACUUGAUCUCUAAAUGACAAUGAUCGACAUGAGUCAUGUAAUAUAAAUAUUUUUAUGAUAUCACCUUGUUGCUAAAUAUGUUAAUAACUAAUAUACUGAACAUGUAUUAAACAUUCCACUAUUAUGGCUAGAUCUCCAUAUCGACAAAACUAUAAAUUAUUACACGGUGUCCAGAGGUACAAUUUAGCGUUCGCAAUCUCUAGUUUGUAUCCUUCUAUCACGAUGAGUUGCUCCAACAGUCACUACGAUUACAUCCCUGAGUUUGUGAGAGAUUCAUUUAAAGAUAUAGCUGAUAAUUGGGAAGUGAAUUUGUUGCGGCUAAUCAAUGACCAAUUCAAACGCAACGAGCGAAGAUUUAAACCUGUCGAUUUUGAGCCUGUUGGUAUUGCAGACACGGAGAAAAUCCUCAGAUUGGAUAAUAUCAGAUU